Molecule: messenger RNA, 1803 nt
Organism: Medicago truncatula (barrel medic)
Lineage: Eukaryota; Viridiplantae; Streptophyta; Magnoliopsida; Fabales; Fabaceae
Exons: 3
Coding region: 1-1803 (600 amino acids)
Molecular function (GO): DNA binding
Source: RefSeq, a predicted model, not a curated record
AUGGCCUCUUCUGAAGCACCAACACAACCAUCAGCAGAAGCUUCGACUCAAGAUUCUCAAACUCAAAGGAAUGUUAGGGCGAAAACCGAUAUAGCUUGGGGUCACGCUAAAAUUGUCCUAGACGGUGAAAAAGAAAAACCACAAUGUAUCUAUUGUAACAAAGUUAUAAAGGGAGGUGGAAUUAAUAGAUUAAAGUUACACUUGGCUGGAGAAACUGGACAAGUCGAAGCAUGCAGCCAAGCUCCUGAAGAAGUCCGCUUUAAGAUGAAACAAAAUCGUGAAGAGACAAGGCUCAAGAAAAGAAAAACUGAACAUGCAAUAGGUAAUGAAGAGAUAGGUAAUGAAGAGCAAACACAAAGAGGACAACCUAGGUGUAGGUCAGUGGUUGUUGCAUCUCAAAAGGGAACGAACAAUGGAAGCUUUGAUAAUUACUUUUUGCCUAGAACAACUCCUGGAUCACAGCCUACUAUAAAAAGUGUUUUGCAAACCAAGGAAGUUGUAGAAAAGUGUGAUCUUUCACUUGCAAAAUGGUUCAUUGCUGCAUCUAUUCCCUUCAAUGCAGCAAAUUCACCAUAUUUUCAGUCUGCGGUCGAUGCUCUUUGUUGCAUGGGAGCCGGAUAUAAAGCUCCUUCUAUACAUGAUUUGCGUGGUCCUUUGCUAAAUAAGUGGGUUGAUGAAACAAAGAAAAAGAUAGAGAAAUACCGUGAGAUUUGGAAGACUACUGGUUGUACUCUUAUGGCAGAUGGGUGGACUGACGGGGAACAGUUUUUUAUCAAAUCUGUUGAUGCUUCUGGUGCUUCAAAAACUAGUGAGAUGUUGUUUAAGCUUUUCAAGGAAGUAGUGUUAUAUAUUGGCCCUGAAAAUGUUGUUCAUAUAGUGACAGAUAAUGCUGCAAACUAUGUUGCUGCUGGUAGGUUAUUGGAAAAAGAGUUCCCUGGCCUGUAUUGGUCUCCUUGUGCAGCUCAUUGCAUUAACUUGAUGUUUCAAGACAUUGGAAAAUUACCUGAAGUUAAAGAGGCAGUUUCACAUGCCACAAAUGUUACCAAGUAUAUAUAUAAUCAUUGCUAUCCAUUGUAUUUGAUGAGGAAAUUUACUCAUGGAAGAGAGAUACUUCGUCCUGCUCCAACUCGCUUUGCCAGUAAUUUCAUUGCUUUGCAGAGUAUUUUGUCUCAGAAAAAUGCACUUAGAGCCAUGGUAACAUCUCAAGAAUGGACAACUUCUGCUUAUGCAAAAGAAGCCAAGGCCAAACAAUUUGUGGAACAAGUCUUGAACACUAACUUUUGGACUGCUUGUGCUGACAUAGUGAAACUCACAGAACCACUUGUAGGUGUGUUGCGUCUCGUGGACAGUGAAGAUAAACCUUCUAUGGGUUUUCUUUACAGAAAUAUGUAUAAGGCUAGAGAGGAGAUGGUGAAGAGGUUUCAAAGAAAUAAGACAAAAGUGGAGCCUUACUUGAAGAUCAUAGAUGAUCGAUGGGAUUCACAACUUCGAAAAAAUCUUCAUGCUGCUGGUUAUUGGUUAAAUCCAUCUUGUAGAUUCAGUCCUGAGUUUGAGAAACACAAGUCCACCACAUCUGGUCUUAUAGAUGUCAUUGAAAAGUAUGCUCGUAAUAAUCAUGAGUUGCGAGCAAAGUUAAAUACAGAGACAAGUAUAUUUAGAAAUUCUGAGGGCGACUUUGGAAGGAAAUCUGCUAUAGAAGCUCGAAAUUCACCAUUUCCAGGUAUCUUACAUUUCAUUAUGAAUGGUGGGAACUUUACGGAUGUCAAGCACCACAUUUGCAAAAAUUGGCAAUUCGGGUUCUAA